Messenger RNA from Dibothriocephalus latus, 990 nucleotides. The record is from the annotation of a GenBank genome assembly. NCBI's taxonomy places the organism in Eukaryota, Metazoa, Platyhelminthes, Cestoda, Diphyllobothriidea, Diphyllobothriidae.
UGUGAACCGGCUAAACUGCAGUACAGCUCAGACUGCGAAUGCGAACAGAUGAAAUCCAAUUAUCCCUUCGCCGAAGAAGUCUUAACGGGCACUGAACCCAAGUCUGGACGUCUACACUGCAUGCGCAAGGCAACGCUGAUCACAUACGUUCACGGCCACAACGGCAAAUGUGAGCAACGAACUCAUCCGCUGUCAGUGGUCUGUCAACCAGUCCGAAGGCAUCAGCUACUGCAGCAGCUGAACACUCAUCGACUCACUAACACCAACCAGAGUAGGAACUCUUAUGUUGAUCAGAGACCCACGAAUUGGUGUGAAGAAGCCGCGCGCGUCGGUGGGUGCAUGGAUGCGUUUACAAGAAAGGUCUGCGGUGGGACUUGUGGCGUCGGCAUCUGCAAACGUGCUUAUACCUACUAUGGGAAGUGCCAGUCAACGGGUCGAAUGACAGUCCUCCGAGUCCAUUACAAACUCGAUCUCGACCACGGUCGCUGUGUGGUCAUCAAGGAGGCUCAAACUAUUCUUUGCGAUCGUUGUCCUGUCGGCAGCUUUGAGAUUAUAACCCCAUGUGAUAAAGCGAGCAAGAAGCGACAGCUGAUUCGGAUCACCGCGGCUGUGAAUCUUGCCAAAAUAUCGGGGAAACCUCCUAGUUGCCGAUUUAAAAUGCGAAAGCAGGAGUUGAACUGUCAGGGCUGCACUUUUGCUGAUGGUGAGAGCGCUGAGAAACAGUCGAUUUCCGCCUGUCAACUCACCGCAAGCAAGAAAUUCCGACUGGCCGUACGGAAGGAAUACAUGGUGAACAAUAACGGCUGUUGCGAAAUCCGACGACACGUCAUCGUCGAGAAGGAGUCCUGUGUCCAACAACUGGCAGAGACAAGAGACUGCAGAGACCUUAUUGGAAGGGCCGAAUGUGAGGAAUUCAAGCACCUGAAUCAUUGCACAACAAGGCCACACGCUGCCCGUCUCCUGUGUGCCAAGGCUUGUGGACUGUGUUAA